Molecule: messenger RNA, 969 nt
Organism: Schistosoma haematobium
Lineage: Eukaryota; Metazoa; Platyhelminthes; Trematoda; Strigeidida; Schistosomatidae
Exons: 6
Coding region: 1-969 (322 amino acids)
Biological process (GO): positive regulation of transcription by RNA polymerase II; axonogenesis; neuron fate specification
Cellular component (GO): nucleus
Molecular function (GO): DNA-binding transcription factor activity, RNA polymerase II-specific; cis-regulatory region sequence-specific DNA binding
Source: RefSeq, a predicted model, not a curated record
AUGGCUGGAGGGAGUGGGGCAAUAAACAGGAGUGUUGGUUCAAUACCUGAAAAUUCACAUAUACAUAUAAGGAUAGAAUAUUUUAUUGAAUUAAAAAGAAGAAACUUCAUUAGAAUGUCAAUGGAAUAUACAGUCUUAGACUCUUCAAUUUCUUCUCAACGUUAUUCAUCUAAUAAACAGUUUAUAAAUGAUAAUCAAAGUAAUUUGAUGAAUAAUUUCAUAUCUGAUAUAUAUUCAUCUUCAUUAUUUGAACAAUUCCCAUUUUCUAUGAAAAAUUUUCCAUCAACAGGAUCACCUUUACCCUCCAUCUCCCCUAAUCCAUUAUCAUCAUUCCCAUUAUCAUCAAUAACAGUCAGAAAAUUAUCAAAUAUGGAAAUAAUUCAAGAAAAUGACAUACAUAAUGUUAACCUUCAAUUAAACCCUAGUAAAUAUAAAUUACCAUUAUUAUCUACUCAUCAACUAACAGAUAAUCAUAUACAGUCAAUAUCAACAACCGAGACAAAUAUUCCAUCAACUUCUAUCACAUUAAUAAAUUCCUUAAAUAAAACACAAUCAAAUGAGUCUAAUAGAUCAAUAAUAAAAAGAACAAAAGCAUAUCAAAAUAUAUAUCAGAAAUCAACUAAAGAUUGUAAUGGAUGUAAUCAACCAAUCUUUGAAAAAACUUACCUUGGAUUAUCUGAUGGACAAUCAUGGCAUAUGAAUUGUUUAAAUUGUAAUACAUGUGGAAAGUGUUUAGAUAAAGAGACUAGUUGUUUCAAUAGAUAUGGACAAAUUUAUUGUCGUAAAGAUUAUGAACACAAUCAUAAUAAUAAUAAAGUCAAUACUAAUCAAGAGGCAUUUUGUUCACUAAUUAUAUUACUGAUUAAAACGUAUACAUUUAUGCACUCACAAAUGGUUGUCAAGAAUGAACGAAAUAAAAAAAGUGACUAUCGGUUAAAUGAUUUAAAUGGAUCUUUAAAAAAAAAUUAA